AUUCAUAAUAGAUAAGAAAUUUUAACUACAAUCAAUUGAUAAUGACCCAUUUAGUGAUAUAAUUUACUAUAAAAUAGGACUUUAAUAAUUAUUUUCUCGACAAAAAAGUUUGAUUUUAGUUUAAGAACGUUUUUUUAGAUUUGAACGACAAAAACAUGAACGAAAGAGGUUAUGAUGUAAGCGAUAUUCCAAAAUACGGUUUAAAAUUAAAACUUGACCAUGAAUAUCCUGAAAAUUGGAGUCAAACUCGUGUACCCACAUUCGGACAAUUAUGGCAAAUGUUACAUUUAAUAAUAAGAUAUGUGAUUUAUUAUUUAAAAAUAAGAUUCCAAGGUAGACGAGCUGUUAUGGAUUAUGUUAGACCUGAAAGAGCUAAAAGAAUUUAUGGUGUUCCUUUGGGGGGAAUUGGUUGUGGAACCAUCGGAAGGGGUUAUAAAGGUGAAUUUUGUAGGUAUCAAUUAAAACCAGGCAGAUAUGAAUAUGAAACUAUCGAUGCUAAUCAGUUUAUUGUUACAAUACAAGAUGAAAAAAGAAAAACCAUUUUUCAAAGCUUAUUGUCCACAUAUGAAAAAAAACCGGAUGUUUUAACAAGUUGGAGAUCUUUUAUCGAUCCCAAACUUUGUAAUUACACCGGCUUAUACCCGAGAGCUUGGACUGAAUUUGAUUUGAGUCAAUAUGGUGUUAAAUUAAUUUGUAGACAAAUUAGUCCUGUAAUACCACAUAAUUAUAAGGAUUCAUCUUUACCAUGUGCUGUUUUUGUUUGGAACAUUCAAAACACGUGUGAUAAAGAAAGAUUUGUUACAAUUACAUUUACAUUUAAAAAUGGAAUUGGUACCAAAGAAGAUAAAUCAGCUACAUGUAGUUUAAAACAAUUUUCAUAUUUGGAUAAUGAAGGAGUUUUAAUUUAUAACACAAUCGAUAAAUUACCUUGUUGUUAUGCGCUUUCUAUAAGAAAAAAAGAUGACUUGGAAAUUUCUAGAUUAUUACACUUUGAACCAAAAGGUGAUGGAAGAGAUGUAUGGCUUCCGCUUUUAAAACAUGGCAGAUUUGGCAAAGUUGUUGAGAAAAACAAAGAUGAUCAUGUUUUUGGUGAAGUUGGUAGCGCAAUUGCUGCGCAAAUCCAUGUUUUACCUCAACAAAGCGGUGAAAUCGAAACUUGUUUAGUUUGGGAUAUGCCCAUAGUUUAUUUCCAUGAUAGAGUUCAAAAAUAUUUUAAGUAUUAUACAAAAUUCUUUGGAAGUGAUAAACCCGCUUUAAAAAUCGUUGAUUAUGUAUUUAAAAAUUAUAAACGUUGGGAAGAAGAUAUUUAUAAUUGGCAAGAACCAGUAUUAAAUAAUAAUAAUUUACCUGAUUGGUAUAAAUCUGCUUUGUUUAAUGAAAGUUAUUUUAUUUCGGAUGGUGGGAGUAUUUGGGUUACCUUAGAAAAAGAAGAAGUGGCUAAUUUAAAUCAAAAUGAUCCAAGGAUCGAAUACGGUAAAUUUGCUUAUUUAGAAGGACACGAAUAUCGCAUGUACAACACUUACGAUGUUCAUUUUUACGCAUCUUACGCUUUAAUUAUGAAUUUUCCUCAUUUACAACAAUCGAUUCAAUACCAAUUUAAAGAUGCAAUUUUCGCCGAGGAUAAACGAAAAGUUUGGAUGCUUUAUGAUGGAAAAACGGUCGAGAGAAAAGUUAAAAAUACAGUUCCCCAUGACUUAGGAGAUCCAGAAUUUGAGCCAUAUUCACUUUUAAAUGGUUAUCCAAUACACGAUGUUAGCGAAUGGAGAGAUUUAAACGUAAAAUUUGUCUUGCAAGUUUAUAGAGAUUACAAAUUAAUGAAAUCAAAUAAUUUCUGUGAUCCAAAUCAGUAUUUAAGCGAUUUAUAUGAUGCUUGUAAAACCGUUAUGGCGUUUACUUUGAAAUUUGAUUCCGAUCAUGAUGGUUUAAUUGAAAAUGAAGGGAUGCCCGACGAAACUUACGAUAGUUGGGUUAUGAAUGGAACGAGUGCUUAUUGUGGUGGUUUAUGGUUAUCUGCUAUUUAUUCAAUGAUGGAAAUAACGAAAGUAUUAGGAAAAUCGGACGAUUAUGACUUUUAUAAAGAAAUUUUCGAUCGUGGUCAAAAAUCGUUUGAAAAAAAAUUGUGGAAUGGAAAAUUUUACAAUUUCGAUUGCGGGUCUAAAAAUCCAUCAGAAACUAUUAUGUCUGAUCAACUUUGCGGCCACUGGUAUUUAAGAACGAGCGGAUUAAAAUACGAAGUUUUCCCUGAAAACCAUGUUAAAAGCUCUUUAAAAACGAUUUUUGAAAAUAACGUUUUGAAGUUUGCUAAGGGGCAAAUGGGGGCUGUUAACGGAUUUUUAACCACAGGAAAAGUCGAUAAGAUAUCUGUACAAAGUGAAGAAAUGUGGACUGGUGUUACUUAUGGUUUAGCUGCAAAUAUGAUUUAUGAAGGAAUGGUGGAUGAAGCUUUUCAAACUGCAGGUGGUCUUUAUAAGACAAUGAGGGACAAAUUGGGAUUAGCUUUUGAAACUCCUGAAGCUUUGUAUGAGAAGAAUUAUUAUAGAAGUAUUGGUUACAUGAGACCACUUAGUAUUUGGUCAAUGCAAUUAGCUUUAAAUGAAUUAAAUCAAAAAAAAUAGUUUAAUUAUGUAUUCUAGCAAGAUAUGUUUUGUGCAGAUUUUAAUUAAUCAAUAAAUUAAAUUAAAAUGUGU
Molecule: messenger RNA, 2687 nt
Organism: Onthophagus taurus
Lineage: Eukaryota; Metazoa; Arthropoda; Insecta; Coleoptera; Scarabaeidae
Product: non-lysosomal glucosylceramidase
Biological process (GO): glucosylceramide catabolic process; carbohydrate metabolic process
Cellular component (GO): membrane
Molecular function (GO): glucosylceramidase activity; beta-glucosidase activity
Source: RefSeq, a predicted model, not a curated record